UCACCAAUAUCUGAGGUCGAUAAACAAAUGCGGACCAGGGAUGAGGUAAUACGCAUACUGCAAGAAAAUUUGGUAAUGGCUUCCAACAGAAUGAAACAACUGGCAGACACGGGUAGACGUGAAGUGCAUUUUGCUGUUGGCGACCUUGUUUAUUUAAAGCUUCGCCCAUUUCGCCAACAUUCUGUUUUUCGUAGGGCAAACCAAAAGCUAGCAUGCAAGUUCUUCGGCCCAUAUAAAGUCUUGGAAAAAAUAGGAGAUGUCGCUUACAAGCUUGAGUUGCCAGAAAGUGCUCGUAUUCAUCCUGUAUUUCAUGUAUCACUCCUUAAAAGGCAUGUGGGACCAACAACAUCAAUAACAACAUUACCGCCUUAUUCGGAAGAUGGGGAACCCAUUUUUGAACCAGAAAACAUUCUCAAUUUUCGAGAUGUCCGUACUAGUCUGGAAUUGUUCAUGAAGCCCUGGUGAAAUGGGCCUCUCUAGACCAUAAUGAUGCCACUUGGGAACCAGUAGAGAUAAUAAAGAGUCAGUUUCCUAAUUUUUACCUUGAGGACAAGGUUCGAGUUCGAGAAAGGGGCAAUGAUGAGGACAAGGCGGUAAUUCAACGACGCAGCAAACGGACACGACAGAGGAACUCUAGGCUAAAUAACUAUAUUACUUAAAGUCUCCAUUCUUUUAAUUAAUUACUUUUUAGUUUCCUAGUAGUAUUAAUAU
This is a messenger RNA of Cuscuta europaea, 711 nucleotides long. NCBI's taxonomy places the organism in Eukaryota, Viridiplantae, Streptophyta, Magnoliopsida, Solanales, Convolvulaceae. The record is from the annotation of a GenBank genome assembly.